Messenger RNA from Trypanosoma grayi, 1410 nucleotides. RefSeq lists its product as hypothetical. The transcript has a single exon. NCBI's taxonomy places the organism in Eukaryota, Euglenozoa, Kinetoplastea, Trypanosomatida, Trypanosomatidae. The record is from RefSeq and is a predicted model, not a curated record. Bases 1 to 1410 code for a protein of 469 amino acids.
AUGUGGAGCAUUGGCGGUGCCUUUGCCGGCUCUGGCGACUCCACUUCCCACAGGAGAAGGCCGAUUCCCUUUCGGCGGCGCUGGAGGAGGAGCUCCUCUCUAACCACAGCGAGCGNCCACUUCCCACAGGAGAAGGCCGAUUCCCUUUCGGCGGCGCUGGAGGAGGAGCUCCUCUCUAACCACAGCGAGCGUGAUGAAUGUACUGAUGACACUGUUGCCGAGGAGCGAGUUCCACGCGACCUUCAUUCCCUUCCUGUCUUUGUGCAGGCCUUGUGCGCAGCGGUGCAGUUGGGUGAGGCGCAGUUGCGGUUUCUCCCUGCUGCUGCUGCUGCUGCUCCUGCCGCAUGCAGAGAUGACGGUGGUGACGACGACGAGAGGCUGCUGUUCGCAUCGGUCAUUGCCGAACUCCGCGUGGUGGCGCUGUUCUUGGCGCAGGAGCGGCUCACGCAUACCCUUCACGCGACGCACCACCGCGUGGAGGUGGGGGGGGACGCACACAGCGAGGCCUACAAGAGUGCCAUAGUGCCAGACAACGCGCCGCUCCCCUCACGCGCUGGCGAGCAGGUGCGUCACCUGGGCGUGCGACUCUCACCGGAAGAACUUCAGCAGGCUAUCGUGCUCGCCGACACGGGCACCGCGCUCUUGGCGCUGCGCCCGCCGGUGAUACUGUUGCCAGCCCUCUACCGCCUGCUUCUGCCCGCGCUGGGGGCCUGUGAGCAGCUCGACAGCUGCCGUCUUGGCGCACUCGCCACCGCACUCGCGCGCAGCGCCGACUUUGACGACCCAAAUAGGGGUGAUCCGACCGCGACAGGUAUUUCUGCUGUUACUGCUUCUCCUUCCGCUGGUGUUGACACAGACGGCACUGGUGAGGUGCUGCGGCCGGCCAUGACGUCCUAUACGGUGCUGUCGCACCUGCACGCCGUUGCUCGCACGCUUGAAGUGCGGAUGCGUGUAGUGAUUGAAAGCGCGGAGGUGAAGUUGCACCGCCGCGCCUCAACUCAAGAGGCGAAGUUGCGGCUUCUCUCACUGAAGGAGCGCAAGGCGUUGGAGCGUCAGGAGCGCGAGGCAGCGGGAGGUGAGGAUGCUACCAAGAGGAUCCUGCUGGAGGAUGUGGUGGUGGUGUGCAGCGCUCUCGCUGCACGGCAUUACGCUGAUGGCAGAUUUUGGGCGACUGUGACGGAAUACACUGCUGCAGUUGUAUCCACGGCGGGAGUAGAAGCCCCCAAUUCUCUCCAAGAUGUGCGCGAUAUACUCUUCGCGCUGGACUAUGUUCGCCAACCGGUACACUUUGAGCGUCUCAUGUCCCUCUUGGUGGAGUUUCAGCUCCUGCAGGGGCCGAUUGCCCCGCCAUCAUCGACACAGAAGGCAAUGAAGGCAGUAAAGGGCCGAACUGCAGCUUCUUUCGAUUGA